Molecule: messenger RNA, 2365 nt
Organism: Notodromas monacha
Lineage: Eukaryota; Metazoa; Arthropoda; Ostracoda; Podocopida; Cyprididae
Source: the annotation of a GenBank genome assembly
AUGGAGGUCGACCAGGACGAACCCCGCCAGGAAAUGCGGAACCCAGAGCAAGCCAUCGUCAGGAGGGUUCUCAGGGCCGUGGAUGUGUUCUCUAACACUGUGGCACGCGAUAUAAGGGAAGAUGAUCAGGAGUUUAUCGCGCCCUGGAACGCUCCUAGGGUUGUGGAUCUCUACCCUCAGCGCGGUCGGUUCUUUGGGUAUGAAGACCUUUCUGCCAUAAUCUAUCACAAGGACAAUUGGCUCACUAAACUGAUCACUAUUCGUCACCCGGAAGUCAUCACGGACUUGGAUAAGUUUCGGCUAUACACUUCUCUACUCCUGUUUUGCCGUGCCCAAGAUGAUGCCUGGAUUCAGUUCUGCGCCGCAUUCCAAGUCAUGGCCGGGAGGGUUACUCAUAGGCCCGGGAUCGUGGAGGAAGUCCAUGCUUGGCCCGCGGCCCUCCAGUUGUUCGACAUUGAGGGACUGACCAAUAUGCCGGACGAGUUCCUGAACUCGGAUCGUCCUGGAGGGCUUCUAACAAGGAUGCGUGACAAUGCUCACUUUGUUGAUGGGCUCCUCCGAUGUUUCGCGCUGACUGCGUAUUGCGGUGGCUCGGUUACCGAGCGAAGAAUCGAGAAGGUCUUCCGGGAGUGUGGAGAUUUCCCGAUCCCAACGGUCGAGCACAUACUGACGAUUCAUGACCUAACCUUUGCUCACGUCAGGGACGCUCGUUUUUACUGCCAGAUGGCUCAUGCGGUGGAGAUCCCUGGAUUUUUCCCGAUACAACUCCAAAAUGUGUAUCUCCAGGCGCAGUACACGAGGAUGACAGCCAUCAACAUCAUGAUGCUAGCUCAUAAUGCGUAUCAAUACGCACCAUGGGCCCUUUUGCACUGCCAGUUCUCGGGUGAGUCGACCAAUAUGAUGAAUGCCCUCAAGCUUAUAUCAAGAUACGGAAUUGUCGGCCCAUUUAUCGGAUAUGGCCAAGAGGUUGAGCAAGUGAAGGUAACGUUGUAUCCGCAUAUUGCAUUCGCAUGUGCUGCGAUAUUCGCGGGCGACACUUGGCGACAUUAUGCCGGGAACUGGCUGGCGAACUCACCGAUUAUACAAAGAAAUAACGUGUACAAAUGGAUUUACAUCACAAGGAAGGUUCUAGGGACGCAAGCAUUCAAGAUCUGUGACGCGGACCGUGGAGCGAAGGCAGUUAUGUCAUGCAUGGCAAUUGUUCAGAAGGCCAUGCCGGGUGAUAUGACCUUGAGUCUGGACGAAUAUGUCGAUCGUCACUUUGCAACUGCUGCAGCUCGUGAGGAGAUUCGGGUAAUGCUGUUGAAUUUCUUGGUGUUGUUGAGAAUGUGUGGAAGCAGUGUUGCCAUGCACAAGAAUUGCAGGAAUAGAGUAUACCCCGGAAAAUCUAGGGUGGAAAGGCUUCCUGUGCCAGAUCAUCUGGUGAGUUGGAGUGCCCCCUGGCCAGUUUAUCAUCCCAAUGUGUACAAUGAUGCUUCUUUGGAAGGAAAGCCAUGGGCUGAUCCUGAUAUAAGGGAAAAAGGAAAGGGUUCAGAGUACAAGUGGAAUUCCAUGGACGGAAAUGUCAACCGCGUUUCGCAUGAAGGUCCGUACAGUAUCGAGAGAAAUCGACCCUUGAACCCCAGAGGAAGAACGGGAUUGGAAGGACGAGGCCUGUUGGGUCGUUGGGGACCGAAUCAUGCUGCUGAUCCCAUUGUGACCCGCUGGCAAAGGGACAGCAAUGGCGGAAUAGUUACUCAUGCCUUGUCCUCCGAACCCAUCUUGGAAUUUGUGGCCAUACUCAGGCGGGAUUGUCAAGAGUGGGCCAUACCAGGGGGAAUGGUUGAUCCCGGAGAAAUGGUGAGCAAAACGCUCAUGCGUGAAUUCAUGGAAGAAGCCCUGGGAUCAGAUGACGCAAACCCUGAAGCGGUUUCUAAAAUGUCCGAGAACUUGGAAGAAUUCUUUUCUUCUUCAAAACGAGAGGUUUACCUCGGAUACGUGGAUGAUCCCAGAAACACGGACAACGCAUGGAUGGAGACAGAAGCGUGGAAUUUCCACGACGAAAACAAUUCCGUGGUGGGGAAAAUGAACUUCCAAGCGGGUUCGGACGCGUCCCAAGUCGAAUGGGUUCCGAUUUCCAGAGAAUUGAAACUCUAUGCGUCCCAUUCCCACUUCAUUGAGCUUGUUGCCAAGAUGAGAGGUGCGCAUUUUUGAAAGAAAGAAGCAAAAUGAAAAGAAGGGAAAGAAAGUUAAAAGAGAAUGUGUGAAUGUUUAAACCGUCCGAAAUCAUGAAUAAAGAGGGGCAUUUCAAUGGGGGUUUUUUGUUGUUGUUUCAGCGGUACAUUAAUUGUGUUCUUGUCUGUGGAAUAAAUGCACUCUAUACGUA